This is a messenger RNA of Drosophila nasuta, 1675 nucleotides long. RefSeq lists its product as uncharacterized. NCBI's taxonomy places the organism in Eukaryota, Metazoa, Arthropoda, Insecta, Diptera, Drosophilidae. Gene Ontology annotation, molecular function: serine-type endopeptidase activity. The transcript is spliced from 2 exons. The coding region runs from base 16 to 1557 and encodes 513 amino acids. The record is from RefSeq and is a predicted model, not a curated record. Gene Ontology annotation, biological process: proteolysis.
GACAAUUCGCUAACCAUGCAAGUUCUACUCGUCUUUCUAUCUGUGGCAUUUGCCCUUUCACUUGGAGCUAAGCUUCCGCUUGAUGGAACUCAAAAUUUUAAUAUCCACCAACGCAUCUUCGGAGGAAAAGAUGCCCAUAAAGGACAAUUCCCAUACAUUGUUUCGAUGCACAUACGUAGAGCUAAUGAAAGUUAUAUAUGUGGUGGAUCCAUCAUUGAUCAUACCUGGAUUUUGACUGCCGCUCAUUGCAUUCACAACGCCGAUUGGGUUAAAAUCUUCUAUGGUUCAACGACACUUUGGAAUAGUGAAUUAAGCCAUGUGGUCUAUUCGGAUAACAUUAUUGAGCACGAGAAUUAUGAUAAUGGAACUCACGUAAAUGAUAUUGCCCUCAUUCGCACACCUCGUGUGGAGUACUCGGAGCUGAUUAAUAAAGUAUCGCUUGCCGAUCGUGGUAAUGACUACGAAGGAGCGUGGGCCGUAGCCAGUGGAUGGGGCGAAAUUGCACAUAAUUCAAUUUCAAAGAGUCUACAGUUUGUCGGCUUGCAGAUUGACCGAAAGAGUUCGAACACCAUUAUACGUAGCACAACCUGGGAUGGCACAUCCUGUGGCCGUGGUGACUCUGGUGGUCCCUUGGUCACUCAAGAUGAUCCUAAACUUAUUGGUAUUACCUCAACUGGCAUAGGAGGUUAUUUAACUAACUUUUGUCGAGUAAGCGCUUAUCUGGACUGGAUUCGUAGUCACACUGGCCUAGAAUAUAAGGCAAGAGUUCGUGAGCCAAAGACAUACAAUUCGCUAACCAUGCAAGUUCUACUCGUCGUUCUAUCUGUGACAUGUGCCCUGUCACAUGGAGCUAAGCUUCCGCUCGGUGGAACCCAAAAUUUCGAUAUCCAGCAACGCAUCCAAAAGGGAAAAGAUGCCCAUAAAGGACAAUUCCCAUACAUUGUUUCGUUGGCCAUCAGUAAGAAGAAUAGAAUAACUGAAUGUGGUGGCUCCAUCAUUGAUAACAACUGGAUUUUGACUGCCGCUCAUUGCACACACAACGCCGAUUGGGUUGAAAUCUUCUAUGGUUCAACAAAAUAUGAGCAGGGUGAAUUUAGCCAUGUAGUUGGUUCCGAUAACAUUAUUGAACACGAAAACUAUGAUAUGGCUACGACUCACGUAAAUGAUAUUGCCCUCAUUCGCACACCUCGUGUGGAGUACUCGGAGUUGGUUAAUAAAGUGUCGCUUGCCGAUCGCGAUAAUGACUACGUAGGAGCGUGGGCCAUAGCCAGUGGCUGGGGCAAAAAUGAAUAUGGUAGAAAACAGGAAAAUCUACAGUUUAUCGACUUGCAGAUUCACAGCAAAAUGAACUGCUGGAAUUACAUUUAUAAACCAUCGGACACAAUCAUCUGCGUCGGUCCAUUUGUCGGUGAAGGCGACUCUGGGGGUCCAUUGGUCACACGCGAUGAUCCCAAACUCGUUGGUGUAACCUCUUUUCUAGAUCCAGGUCGACUAAGUGGCUUUAGUCGAGUUAGCAGUUAUCUGGACUGGAUUCGUAAACACACUGGCCUACAAUAAAUCAAGAUGUACAAUGCACUAAAUCCUGUAUAAAACGAUGAAUAAAUGUUGUAAUAAAAUUAAAUCGCAAUGUAUGUUGAUAAAGAGCAAAAGUAUGUGGUCAUUAUUUCAUUCAAAA